AUGUCCAACUUGUUGGCGAUCCUCCCACUCGAGAUAAUGAAUGAAAUUGCCUCCUAUCUCAAGUUGUUAGAUUUUAUCAGCUUCGCCCACACAGCACGCCUCUUCUACAACAUCGUCAUUCCAAGAAUCCAUAGGGGUGCUGUCAAGCAUAUCUUCCCCGAAAUGAAAGUCAUCUAUAUUGGACCACCAAUGGGGAGCCGAUUUUUCGAAGCCGAGCAAACGGUUCUGGAAUGGGCAGCAGGUAAAGGAUUUGCCCGUUUAGCAGAUAGCAUCCUGGGGCUGGCCUUAAAGGGAAGGUUCGCAUACCUGAAUUACAGACAUGCGCUGAAAUUAGCAGCCCAACGAGGGUUAAGGCCAACAGUGGAAUUGUUGUUCGAAAAAUAG
Messenger RNA from Paracoccidioides lutzii Pb01, 384 nucleotides. RefSeq lists its product as hypothetical. The record is from RefSeq and is a predicted model, not a curated record. The transcript has a single exon. The coding region runs from base 1 to 384 and encodes 127 amino acids. Gene Ontology annotation, molecular function: protein binding.